UAAACCUAAGUGCACAUUGACGUUUGAGAUCAAGUGUUUAUUAUUCACAGAGAAGUAAGAUGUCGAACGCGGCGUUGAUGAGCUGCCUCGAAGAUUGGAAUGACCUCGAGAAAGAAUAUGAACAGUUAGAGACUGACCACAAGACCUAUGUGAGGCAGCUGGAGGAGAUGACUGCCACACAGAAGAAAUGUCUAGCCAGCAUUGCUCAUCACAGGUACCGCAUGAAGCGCAUUCAGGAGUCCAUGAAGAGAGCUGGGAAAGACUUGUCAGCAGAGGAAAUGGAGUCCAUGCAGAAGGUCCAAGCAUCGGUGCUAGAGAGGAAGAAUACCUUCCGGGAGAUGGAGGAAGUACUUCCCCACAAAAACGGGUUGUAUUUGAGCAUCAUCCUCGGUCAGGUGAAUGUGUCACUGCUCAACAAGAAUGACAAAUACGAAUACAAGCAUGAAUAUGAGAGGUUCAAACUCACCGUCAGCUACGUGAUAAUGAUCCUCGCACUGGUCAUGACGUUUGUCACAGAAUACAGGUGGAUAGACGCAGUCCUCAACUUCCUGUUGGUGUGGUACUACUGUACGUUGACCAUCAGGGAGAGCAUCCUGGUUGUCAACGGAUCAAGAAUAAAAGGCUGGUGGCUCACUCAUCAUUUUGUGUCAACUGUCUGUGCAGGAAUAAGUUUAAUUUGGCCGACAGGAUGGACAUAUCAACAGUUUAGACGACAGUAUAUAUUUUUCACCUUGUAUAUAAGUUUUGUAUAUGUGAUGCAGUAUUACUACCAGAGUGGGAGUUUGUACCGUAUGCGUUCACUGGGACAGAGGCACGACAUGGACAUCACUGUCGAGGGUUUCAUGUCCUGGAUGUGGAAGGGCAUGACGUUCCUUCUUCCCUUCCUUUUUGGUGGCUAUAUCUUCCAGCUGUACAAUUCUGUUGUCUUGUUUAUGCUGUCAAGAGAUCCUCAGUGCAAGGAGUGGCAGGUGAUAGUCCUGUCAUGCAUCCACUUCUUCCUGUUUGCCGGCAACACAGUCACAACACUGAUGGUCAUGCGGCAGAAAGUGAAGAAAGAUGGGUUGAAUCUCACAUUCUUACAGAACAAGUACCGCUUCACAUCUCACCUAAAGAGCAACUGAACAUCCCAGACAAGGAAUCAGUGAACUGAUUGUUUCCAAUAUAUUCUGAUUGUAUGUGUGUCUCAGUUUCUGUGACUGAAACUGAUUAUAGGUUUCUUGAGGCCAUAUUGAAGUGACGAAGAGCCCAGAAGUCUGUAUGAUGGGUUGUCAUUGAAUGGUGGAUUAUUUCUCAUACGGUAUUAUAGACCAUGUUAUAGAAUAUAUAUCCUUGUCGUUGUGAUUGGAUACAUGUGCUUACCAGUGUCGUGGG
Molecule: messenger RNA, 1371 nt
Organism: Haliotis rubra (blacklip abalone)
Lineage: Eukaryota; Metazoa; Mollusca; Gastropoda; Lepetellida; Haliotidae
Product: ion channel TACAN-like
Cellular component (GO): membrane
Source: RefSeq, a predicted model, not a curated record